Musca domestica (house fly) is the source of this 1926-nucleotide messenger RNA. RefSeq lists its product as uncharacterized. The record is from RefSeq and is a predicted model, not a curated record. Bases 211 to 1758 code for a protein of 515 amino acids. The transcript has 3 exons. Lineage: Eukaryota; Metazoa; Arthropoda; Insecta; Diptera; Muscidae.
ACAGGUUCACUUAUCGUUACAAGACGACAACAAUCAGAAGCAUACCAUAAAGCAGACCACUACGUAUGCUGCGUCCACUGUAAAGGGUAUUAUAGCAUCACUUCGGCAAGAACUCAUAUUAGUAAAUGCUCUAAUAAAAAAAAUAAACGGAACAAUUUCAUUGAAGGUAGGAAAAUCACUCAAUACGUACACGAAUUGGCAAACACAGAAAUGAAAACAGCGAUUUUUCCCGUUCUACGAAACGAUGAAAUUACACAGGCCAUUCGGUAUGACGAACUAAUAAUUAGAUACGGCAACAGGUUAUCCGAAAAGUUACCUGAUAUUCACCACCAUGAUCAAAUCCGAGCGAACAUGAGACUCUUGGGUCGAUUCAAAAUUGAGUGCAUAAAAUUACAUCCUGAAAUAAAGGAGUUGAAGGAAAUUUUUAAGCCACAUUUGUUUGAUAUGACAAUUGAAGCAUUACGCAAAACUGCAAAGUGGGAGUUUGGUCGGGGGUUUUCUACUCCAGCAGUUGCCACCAACUUAUCUGGUUUGAUAAAAAAAUGUGCGAACAUACAAAAGAAUGAGUUCAUAAAAAAUCAAAAUAUUGAUAUGAAAGACCUUUUGGACAAUUUUGUUUCAUUGUGGGUUGAAGAGACUCCCACUCAAAUAAAUAAAACAGCUAUUGAAGAUAGAGAAAACAAAAAAAGAUCUAAGAAGGAAGAUUUGCCAAACAAAAAAGAUAUCAAACAACUUUAUGAUUUUCUAAGAACCAAAAUGGUAUAUUCUAUAGCUACAUUAACUAAACAAUUUAUCUUUGAUGAUUGGAAAAAUCUUUUGGAAACUACUCUAAUAUGUCUACAAGUGUUCAAUCGACGACGAGCCGGUGAGAUCGAGAGAAUAACUAUUGAAAACUACAAUAAGAAGGAAACUAUUACUGACAAUAUAGAAGCUGGAUUUAUUGAUAAUAUUUCUAACCAAUCUUUUGAAUUCGCUAAACAGUAUGUAAGAAUUACCCUAAGAGGCAAAUUAGGACGUACUGUCAGCAUAUUGCUGGAUCCUUUAAGUAGAAAGGCAGUUGACCUUAUAUUAAAGCAUCGCAACAGUGCCGGAAUCCCGAAAUCAAAUCACUAUAUUUUCUCGGCUCCCGGAUCAUCAGGAAUAUCAAAAAAAUAUAUAAGAGCUUGCCCGUUAUUACGCAAGUUUGCCUUAGAGUGUGGGGCUACUAUUCCUCACACAUUAAGAGGAACUAAAUUAAGGAAGCAUAUAGCAACGUAUACAGCUUUGCUAAACGUUGAAGAAGCCACAGUGGAUAAGCUAGCAAAUUUUCUUGGGCACCAUAAGGAUAUACACAAAAGUAUUUAUAGAGUAUCGGUACCAAUGGCGGAAAUCACUACAGUGUCCAAGAUUUUGCUGUCAGCUGCUGGUUGUAGGAAUGAGGAAAACUCCGAAAAUAAUAGUUUUGAUAAUCUUCGUGGAAACAUAUCUUCCGAAUCUGAGUCAUCAUCUGAUGAAUCAGAUAAUAUUACAUAUGGCGCAAAUUUGGUAAAAAAGAAAAUUAGUAAUACUUCUUGCGGAAAAACAAAAAAAUGCCGGUGGACAAUCGAUGAGCAAGAAGCUUUGACUGCUGAAUUUGGGGAUAUUUCUUCAAUGGAAAAGUUGCCAUCUCUCAAGGAGUGCAUGAGGGUCGUGUCUGAAAAUGAAGUGCUAUGCUGCAGAACCCCAGCACAAGUAAAAACGUUUAUAGACAACAAAAGGAAAAAAGGCAAAAAAAAUUAAGCAAUCUCUUCAACAAUAAUUUUCCAAAACCCUUUUCGGGUAGUUAUUUUACAAUGCAAUGUUGUUAAAUUAAUAUAUGCACAAUGUGCACUAAAUCUUGUAUUAAUUUCAUAUUGUAGAUACAAAAUAUGUGACCAACAAUUUUUCCAUUAGGUCUUGUAGUAAAUU